CCAUCAAGAUUGUGGCUCAAGCCUGCGACUGCUCAACAACAGAGGGGCCAGGGCCACCCGCGCCGUCAGCGAGCACCCAGGAACGAAGAGAGAGCGAUGUGCGCGUGCUUCUCCUGGUGCCUGCCCAGGAGGACCAGGCGCCACAGCGAGACCCCCUACGUCCGCCUGAGCCAUGCCGUGGCGGCGCCGAAGGUAAGCCAGGCCGUCACCACGGUGAAGUCCGACACGCUGGAGGUGACCGAAUACAUCUCGAGGAAGAAAGCCCUCAGCGACGCGAAGCUGUCGGCGGUGCUCGGCGUCGUCAGCGCCCCCACCGACGAGGAGCACUACGUCCCGGAGUUCGACGAGUACGUCAUGGUGAUCUCGGGGAUGGUCAACAUCCUCAACUCCGAGUCCGGGCGGGUGACGCUCACGGCGGGGCAGAGCUGCAGGCUGCCAGCCGGGGAGUCCAUCAAGUGGAGCUGGCCGGGCCCUUGCCAGUACGUGCACAUCCGCACGCCCGCCGUCACCGCCGAGUACCACGGCAGGGAGUCCCACAAGGCCCGGGAGGUGCUGCCCGGCUGCCAGAAGAUCGUGGCCACCGCCUCGGCCAACGGCUACGUGAAGGUGUGGGACACCGAGGUCAUGCAGGAGUUACGCACGCUGGAGGGCCACGCGGACCAGGUCAUGUCGGUCCGGUUCACGAAAGACGGCAGGAGAUUGGUGACGGCAUCCACGGACAGGACCGCCAAAAUUUGGGCCCUGCAGAGCGGAAAGUGCUUGCAGACCCUGGUGGGCCACAAGGGCCCCGUUUACUCCGCCUCGCUGUCUCCAGACACGGCGGACGUGGAGCUGGCAGUGACCGCGUCGCAGGAUCGAACCGCAAUGCUGUGGCACACGGAGGGCGACACGGGCACCUGCUUCUUGAUGCUGAGCGGGCACGAGAAGCAGGUGCACGACGCGGAGUUCUCCCCCCACGGCAGGCUCGUUGCCACGGCCUCCGACGACCGCACCGCUCGGCUCUGGGAGAUCCCGAGCGGCGCCUGCAUGCAGGUCCUGCGCGGCCACACGGAUGCCGUGUACUGUGCAGCCUUCUCCCCCGACGGGAGGUCCGUGGCGACGGCGUCGGCCGACAAGACCGCGAGACUCUGGGAGGCGGCCACCGGCGACUGCAUCAGAACGCUCAGCGGGCACACCAGCUGGGUGCGCCACGUCGCCUUCGACGAGGGCGGGACGCGCAUGGUCACCGCGUCCGGCGACAGCACCGCGCGGGUCUGGCUCUGCAGCGACGGGCAGUGCCAGCUCACGCUGACCGGCCACACGGGCUGGAUGCGCGGCGCGGAGUUCUCCGAGGACGGCGCCCAGAUUGCCACGUGCGCGAGGGACGGCACCACGCGCAUCUGGUGCGCCACCAGCGGGUGCUGCCUCCGAAGGCUGGAGCACGACGCCUGGGUGCGUUCGGCGGCCUUCGCCCCCGACCUGCUGGACCACGACGGGGGCACAGCGGGCGCCCCGCCGCGGUUCUUCGAGCGCGACGUGGCUGCGGCCCGCAACCGUCCGCGGCUGGGCUCGUCCGCCGCCCGAAAGCUUUCCGCUUAG
Prorocentrum cordatum is the source of this 1578-nucleotide messenger RNA. NCBI's taxonomy places the organism in Eukaryota, Dinophyceae, Prorocentrales, Prorocentraceae. The record is from the annotation of a GenBank genome assembly.